Babesia bovis T2Bo is the source of this 668-nucleotide messenger RNA. RefSeq names its product putative 60S ribosomal protein L19. The record is from RefSeq and is a predicted model, not a curated record. Gene Ontology annotation, molecular function: RNA binding; structural constituent of ribosome. Gene Ontology annotation, cellular component: ribosome; cytosolic large ribosomal subunit. Gene Ontology annotation, biological process: translation. The coding region runs from base 104 to 649 and encodes 181 amino acids. The transcript has 3 exons. NCBI's taxonomy places the organism in Eukaryota, Apicomplexa, Aconoidasida, Piroplasmida, Babesiidae.
GUAAAUAUCACCGCAAUUCGGUGGUCUAUAGGUGUUUUAUAGAGGCUUGCUUUAUUUAUAUAUUGAUAAGACCAUCGCGAGGUGUUGAUUUGGGUUGUGCAAGAUGAAUCUGAGGUUGCAGAAGCGUUUGGCCGCUUCGGUAUUGAAGUGUGGUAAAGGUCGUAUAUGGUUAGACCCGAAUGAGAGCAAUGAGAUUGCUAUGGCCAACUCUCGUUUCAGUGUUCGCAAGCUGGUUGGUGACGGUCUCAUCAUUAAGAAGGCUGUUGCUCCACACAGUCGUGCUCGUAUUCGUUUGAUUCAUGCUUCUAAGCGUUUGGGUCGUCAUGCUGGCAUUGGUAAGCGCAAGGGUACAAAGGGUGCUCGUCAGCCUCCAAAGUUGUUGUGGAUGCGUCGUCAGCGUGUUCUUCGUCGUAUGUUGACUAGGCUUCGUGACACUAAGAAGAUUGAUUCUCACAUGUACCAGAACUUUUACAAGCGUUGCAAGGGUAAUCAAUUUAAGAACAAGCGUGUGUUGUUAGAGGCCAUUCACAACCAGAAGAACGCGUGGGUUAAGCAGAAGGCUGAGAGCGAGCAGAUUGAGGCUCUUAAGGCCAAGGCUAAAGCCAUUAGGGACAAGCGCAGGAGCAGGUUGGCUGCUCGCGCUGCUUAAGCGUACUUUGAUAAUGAUC